GCGACUUCUGGAUGAGCAACGGGACUCUGAAGUCAGUUAUAAACCAGCUCAAGUCUGACAAGUUAAAAGACAGGCAACAAGGACUAUCUUCACUUCGAGAAGUUUUCAGUCGAAAUUCCGUUGUAGAUAAUCUUGAUCCAGAUGGAGAUGGGAAGAGUUGGCUCGUUGUGUUCCAAGCUUUGUUCACAGCUGUGCUGAAUGAGCGAAGUGCGGCACUCAAGAAAGGCGGUUCCGUUGCUGCAGCCGAACGGAGGUUGAAGGAAGCGGCCUCAGCAGUGCGCUGGCUCACAGAAAGGAGUGUGACGCAUUGGGCGACAAAGGUUGCAAAGCCGCUUGUGAAACACCUUUUGCAGACGAUGGUACAUGGUGGACAGCUCUUCGCUCCAGUUGCGCUUGACUAUGUGAAGGCCCUCCGAGUCAUAUGCUCCUAUGCUCCUCACCGAGAUCAUCUCAUGAUGAAUGCUGGACAGUGGAUGUCAAUAUUGUCGUUGAGCUUUGCGGUCGUUCUUGAUGAUGAUCUUAAGACAGGAUUAGAAGACGAGCCAGAGGUCUCAUCAGAGGUCGAAGUCAACUUGGUUUUAUCGGAGAAUGAGGACUCUCCCGCACGAAAGCGCAGGAAACUUGAAACCCAGGAUACUGGUAGGACAACUCCGAGACCCUCUGCGCCUCGAACAGUGUCACCUGAACAGAUUGAAUUCGUCGCUCUCAUCGCGAUCCUGUUGCGAUCCCCACGAAUGCGGCUCGUCGCCGCCGAACACCAAAGCCUAACCGGCUCUGUAUUGAAUCGACUCAGUCGUUUUUUCAAGUUGUAUCCUGUUGAGACUUCCGCUCAUUUAGAUGCGAUCGGGGCUGUUCAAGCGACACUAGAGUCUGUAGCUCUGAACGCCCGAGAUGAGGUUAUUAAAGUUGGUAUCAACGUGUGGGACCAUUUCAUUCAGCUUUGGUCAACGAAGAGCCGGUCAUUGAAAGAAGGAAUUCUUAUGGCCUUAAAAACGAUGCUCCCGUAUGCCGCACACGCAGAAGGGAUUCAAUUUGAUAAAGCAGAAGGAUUCAGCAAGUUAUUACGACAUCUCCUCGCGGACAACGGAUCUCGCUGGGGAUUCGAGGAGCUCAGUCUUGACUCGCUUCGGUUGGAAGUUGCUUCGAUUCAAAACGAACAGCCUUUUGUAGCACGAACAUUCAGGGCAGGAUUCAAUUUUUCUGCGACUCAGGCAACCAGCUGGGCUAAUUUAGAGUUGAUGGCAGACGUUAUUAAGGAGCUUUAUCUAGUGACCGAGUCAAGCCAUUCAUCUAUUACCGAGAGCAGACGGUCACGGCUGGAGAACCCGAUAAAGUCGUUAUUACAAACCAUUCUACAACCAAGGGCUAUUCGUGGAAAAUCUUUCGCUCUGCAAAGUCUCUUGUUUGUCAUUGAACGACACUGGACGGUGUUACAUGGAGAGAUGCAACUUGAAGUCAUCGAUGGCCUCUUUCAGAUGAUCACGACGGACGACACCAGAAUUCAGUCCUGGAUUUUCUGUUGCCUGGCUGCAACCGCAUACGCAGACUCCAUGAAUCCGAACGGACCGCUAGAGCCCGCAACAGCUCGAUGGGAUGCUAUCUGGAGCCAUUCAAUGCGACGAACAAACGCACCCUCGAUAUGCCGUGCUGCGUGUCACACCGCGAACGCUCUCUUAACGUGCGGCAAAGUACCCUUGACACGUAUUCUGACAGAGAUCGAGACUAUGGCACAGGAUAUCAAUGUGCAAGGUCCCACUGCACCAUACGAUUCCGUCUGUGCGUUCCUUGGACGCUGUGUUAGAGUCGCUAGUCAAGAUACUCGGCUUCAUCGGAUGCACCUUGAUGACAAGGUGCUAAGUUGGCUCAUUGAGAACUGGAACGUGCUGAGCGGUGUAUCGAGGUCUGCGUCAAGUCUCGCACAACUGCGUCUUGUACAGCAUACUAUUCAGGACAUCCUUGGCCUGCUGGAAUGUGCGUGCGGAUUCUUUGACACAAGCCAGUUGUAUUGUCCCAUUCCUUUGCCGCGGCAUGCUAUUGUAGAUCUAAUCCAGACACAGAUGGACACCGCAGCCAUUCAAGAGUUCCUCCUUGACGCUCGUUUCCCGCAUACUCAAGCGAGCUCGCAUUUGCAGCUUGCUCAGCCUUCAAACGCACUUUCAUCAGACGUCAGGAAUGACUUGAUGCAACCGGACUCAAGGGUUAGGAAAGCAUCCGCAUUCUUCCUCAAAACACUUGAAGCAAUUAUACCAGCUUGGGAGGAAGCUCCUGAUAUCGGCCCUCGCUCACCAGCGGAAAGCGUCCGUCGUGCUCUCGACUUUGCAGUACUCGCGAUAUGCUUUGAAUCAUCUAUGGUGAUGAAUGGAGUCGCAAAUAACCGUCGUUCGUUACUCGCAGCGUGCAAGCUCAUUAGUUUACUGGCGCCGCACCUCGUUGAACUUAGUUGGUCGACAGAAGAACUCGUCAUUCUUCUUUCUAGCUUCGCACCCCUUUCUUCCGUAGGUUCUGAAGAUGGCUCAAGUAGAAAAUGGGAACCAUUUAUUGACCCUGGAAAUGCUACCGGUGUCAGGCAUUCUCCAAAAGCUCGGGUGAGCCGACAUGGACUAACGACGCGACAUUCGUCGAGGCAACUUCAGGCAAUCAUCUGGCAGAGCUCUGACGUCCAAGACGCACUAGCUGCGGUGCUGACCAGCUUCCGAAAAAUUUUAAAGACAUACAUUACCGAAGAAGGAAAGGCAUCAGGCAAGCACACCUCACCUGUCCUCGAAGACGAAAAAGACGGAUUUGGCCCGAUCCGAACGUCAAAUGCCCCGAUCAUCGAUAUGACUAAUGAAACAGGCGAUCAAAGUGUCUUCAAAAGAAUUAUAUGUAUGUGUGUCGAUAGUAUCGCUAUGGCUCCAGUCUUGCGAUCUUCCGAAGGUCAAGUGGCGCGAGAUAAGACUUUGGCGGAUGUGGUUUGUAGCUCCGCGAGCGUCGAAAAGUUCCAAGUCAUUAUAGAACCCUUCUUGCUUCAUGUUCGGCAAGAAAACAUCCGCCCGACUCCAUCAAAUAUCGAUGCUCUCUUGACAUAUAUUGAAGAGCCUUUGCUGUCUUACAACUACGGGUGCUCGGACGAUCUUCACUCCACUGUAAUCCAACUGCUUGACGCUACCGCGCACAUUUGGCUGCAGCGCUCGUUUCCAGCGGAAACGGCUUCCAAAGUUCGAACUGUAAUUGCGUGGCUAGCUAACAAUCUCCGAAAUGAAACACUCUGUUGGUGGCGCACCAGAGACGCACUUUGUCGGUUUUUCGACCAUUAUCUGAGUCUCGAUCCCUUGAGACUGUUUUUGACCGAUCAGACGGAUGGAGAUGCACUGGAUACUGAGAAUCUUCCGGAUAGUCUUCUUCCCUUCAUGUCAAAAGAUGAGGAUAUCCGAGUGAGGUUUACAGCAGCUCUUUCUUGUGCUCGACUAUUUUCGACGCCAUAUAUUCGUACCAAAGACCAGAUGCAAGUGUACACCGUUAUUCGAGAGCAGCUCUGCCGUGAAUUGGAUAACUACGAGCACAUGUUGACAAGGUUUCUCUGUUUGGCGGACAUUAUGAUUGCUAGUUCUGCCGUAAGGCGCGGUCCAUACUGGCAUCUCUUAGAGGUGUGUCUCCAUUCGGAGAUUUACGUGAAGCACGUCGAAAGCGUCCUUCGCGUGGCAGCAGAGAAGAUGGGUCUUGAUCGGUUUUCGGAGUUAUUCCAGUCGUAUGCUACUCAGAUAGCAUACUCUGUUCGCUUAUCCGGGAAGGAUUUCUUUUUCCUUCCACCACAUUUGCUUGGUUAUCGAGAUCGGCAAGAGUGUACGGAGGCGACUUUCACUGCGUUCUCACCGACGAAUCUGCUUGCGGGUCUGCGGGAUGGUGACGAUCUUAUUCAAGGACGCGGUCCUUUUGCGCACCAUUGCGACAUGCUUGGUAUAGCUCCAAUUGAUGGACUGCUGAAGUGUUUUGCCGAUGUGGUAGGAUACUACAUUGUCUUCUGGGUAGAUGAUCAUCAAGUUCCUGGGUCGGAUGAACCGCCAUUCGGCGCUGGGGUAGUAAAUGUGGGCCUUUCCGAGCUUUCUAGAGACUUACCCAUGGUGUUUGCAAGUUUGGGAUCCCCGGAAUUUCUUCGCCAACUUGUUGCUCAAAAUAUAGAUGGGAUUGUCUGUGCUAUUCUACGUACGAAUGGGGACAUGGACCUGAACCGCGAUGGUGCUAUCGUUAAAGUAUUCGAGAAUCUCAACAAACCAGACCGCUCUAUUCGUGCCUUCCGAACUUUAACGCAGUUCCAAGAUCAAGUCGGAUUUGAUACCCACGCGCCUAACCUACCUGCAUUUAGUGCGAGUAUUGUCCUCUUGGCCCUCGAUUGGCUCUGUGAACAAGUUGAAGCGGCAAACUCGGCUGCGUCCACAUAUCACGUCAUGCAAUACUUUUUCGCAGCUAUAGCUCAAUGCCCGCUCGUUAACGAACAGCUUCGCUUGUUGACAUGUCUAUGCAUCUGGAUCUCGCUCGCAUAUACGCACUUCAAAAGUGUGACCUUGCUUAGGGUGCUAAUGAGUGGCUCGGCCGCGUUACUCGCACAACCGGAACUUUCUGCAAUCGCCCAGGGUAUGUUGGGAUGGGCCUUUAUCCACUUGCGCGAGUUGCAGCGUGAUACACCUCACGUUGUCGAAAUUUUAAUACGUAUCUCCUCGAUCUCACGCGAGUUCAUGGAAUCGGAUGACGAAUUCACGCGAAAGACGGGUGCCAGAUUGAAGACAUGGAUAGAGACGGAAGUCGUUUCUCUUGCGCAAGUGGAUUGCCUUCGAAAGCGAAUCUCUGUUUCUCUUGCAGCAUGGCCUAUCGAGCUUAGCGAAAGUCUCGUCGCGGUACGUGGGGAGCUUGGUUUUGCAGAGCUGUCAGCUGUUCUGGAUGAUCCGUAUCUUUCGUAUCAUAAGUUCAAGAUAGUGCGGCAUCUCCCAGCCCUUGCAAAGUCUUCGUCGUAUGACAAAGAUCAAUUUGCACGUCAUGAUUUUUGGAGGCUUAAGGAUAGUAUCCCGUUGUCCGACAUGGCAGCAGAGGAACUCGACGCAUUUAACUCUUUGCUUAUAACGAACUCUGGACAUAUUCGAAGCCAGGCUGUCGAUCAGCUGUAUGGCAGGAGCGUCGGAACGAGACAAGUUAAACUAAGCGUGCAGAAAGCCACCAGCUCGACCAAGAGACCCAUUGUACAGGCCCUUGUAGAGCUGCUUACAGACCAGUCUGCCCGAGUCGUACACGUCGCGUAUCGUACUCUUCGUCAGCUUGCUGGAAGCGAAUCAUUAGAUUCUGCAGAAUACGGUAGCUGGCCACCUGAAUUCCGCGGUGAUAUCACUUACUUGGACUUUUGUCCGAGCAAAGAGGUCGGACAAGCAUCAAAAAACUUGUCCGCGAUCCAUGAGGCCCGGUUCAUAGAUUUGGGUGCAGAGUUCACGCAAUGGAUUUCCGAAAUUUCUGCGUUUCUUGCCAGUGUAUUGUCCGCAAGCGAUCGCUUCUAUGCCCACUUGACAGAUGUCUUGAAAGACAACUCAGACUUCUCGGCGCAGGUGUUUCCUGUGCUCGUUCAUACUUUGCUUCUGAACGGCCAAAGGCAAUCGAAUUCUGCGUCAGAGAGCGAGGUAAAGGCCGUUUUAUCCUCGUACCUGACCAAGCUGCUUUCGCAAGCUAAACUCGACGUUCAAUGCCAUCUUUCCGUAAUCAACCUAAUUUUACAUUUGAGACAGUUCGACUCUGGAGUCGCAGGUGAUGAGCUCGCGUAUAAUCGUUGGCUGGACCUGGACUUCAUGUUACUGAGUCGUAGCGCCAUUAAGUGUGGUGCGUAUACGACGGCAUUAUUGUUCCUUGAACUAGCCGCAGAGUAUAAGCAAGCCCCGGACGCAGACGACAAAUCGACAGAACAGAUACUAUUCGACAUCUACAGUCACAUCGACGAGCCCGACGGCUUCUACGGCAUCAAGACUCUCGACUUACAGGACUUCCUCGUUCGGCGAUUCCACCACGAGAGACAGUGGGACAAGGCCUUCCAGUUUCAUGGAGCCACUUUUGAGGCAGAAAGUGUAAAUCCUCGGGGUUCGGGUGGAAUAGUUGAGUCUUUGCACUCGUUCGGGUUUAACAAGCUGGCGAUGUCAACGUUGCAAACCAUGGAGGCUAGCUCGACAUUUUGUCAUUCUACAGACAUGGCAUAUUCCCUAGGAUGGAGAACUGGCACCUGGGAUUUACCGGAUCCUACGGGCAGCGGAAACUCGGGUGCUACUCUCUACGUCGCACUGCGGGCCAUCCACAGAGAGCGAGAUCCUGAUGCUAUCGACAAGAUAUUAUCAAAAUCCCUCUCCGAUGAGCUUCAUCGCUUGCGAACUCUGGGAAAUGAGAACCUGAUUCAGAUCCGCGAAGUCACGAAGAACCUCAUGUGUCUAGCACAGAUCAGACAAUGGAGGAGUGCCCCGAUUCAGAAUAGUCUUGUUACUCACUCUGUAAGCGUUGAGAACGGUCCGUGGAAAGAAUUUUGUGCCAUUCAGGACGAUGUCGAUUUUUCAGAUAUGGAAAGCAUUGUAGCGACACGCAUUUCACUCCUACGCUCGGCUCGGAUGAAGGAUCAGAAAGAGCAAAUCGGAACAAUGCAGUCGGAUUUGACUCGUGCUCUCCUUCGGCUGGAAAGAAGUUGUUUAAUGCGCCUUUCUGAAGCUGCGCGAGAAGCGAAUCAACCCCAGCUUGCCUUAAACUCCAUCCUCAGUGCGCUGCAGCUCGAUGGGGAUCCCGGUUGUGAAGUGCGACAGGAAUUCGCGAAUGUUCUGUGGCUUCAGCGAGAACAGAAAUUCGCCGUCGACUGCCUAAAAUCAGAGAUCCAGCAUCGCAAGGCCGAUACGUCUCAUCGUGAUUCCGAUCCCAUGAAAGUCCAGAACGCUUUGGCUUUGGCCAAACUCGGUGAAUGGACAAGUGAGGCUUGUCUUGAGAAACCAUCCUUCAUUCACUCACAAUAUUUCCUUCCCGCGAUCGAUCUGUUGGUUGGCGGAAGGAAGGAAAACUUGUCCCUCAGCGAAGUUCGAGCAGCUGUCUUCUACAAAUGCGCGCUAUUCGCAGAACAGCAAUAUCAGUUGUUGAUGGCAUCAGAGGAGAUAAAGCGUCUCCAGGUCUACCAGGAACGGAAAACACAGGAGAUUGCAGAGCGCAAGGAGGCAAUCGUUAGGGCACCGACAAGGAAACUACAACAGGAACUCAGUGGUCACCAAAAGAAGGCUGAGGCACUUUACGCCCAAGAUACGGCACAGCUCAAUGAAUUCAUUGGUGCUCGAGAGAAUUUCCUGCGCCAAGCAAUCGAGAUGCUUUCGUUGUGUCUACGGGCCUCAGAUUCAUUCGACAUUGACGCUGUAAUCCGACUGUGUUCUCUAUGGUUUGCAAAUUUCAAAGGGGAUGCUUCUAUCGUUCAGGGAAAUAUCACCAGGAUACCAUCCAGGAAAUUCGUCUUCUUGGCUCAUCAGCUCUCCGCUCGUCUUUCCGUUUCGGACUCAACGAAUACCGCCAACCAGAACGUAUUACAAUCGCUUCUUUUACGAAUGUGCAGCGAGCAUCCGUUCCACAGCUUAUACCAAGUUUUUUCGCUUCAAUCUUCCCGUAGCGACGCAUCGUCAUCCAAUCGACGACGGUCUAGUGUUAUACUUUCGGAGAACUCACAGACUGAUCGUGCUGAUGCUGCAUAUGGCAUAUUUGAACGUCUGCUGAGUAAUCCCGAAAGCUUGAAUAGAACUCGGGAUGUCAGAAAUCUCUGCAACGCAUACUUGGAAUGGGCUAAGUAUCCAAUCAAGGACGACCCAGCCAUCAAGGCAAAGAAGACCAGGACAGACAAAGCUGGCAAAUUGUUGAUUCCGAAGAACUUGGCCAUCUUGAGAAUUAGGGACUUACGUGUCCCUGUAACGACUGCUAAUACUCCUCUGGACCCAUCUAUGCGUUAUUCGGAUUGCGUCUGGAUAAGUAGUUAUCAAGAGAACUUCGAUGUAGCCGGUGGCAUAAACUUGCCGAAGAUUUGUUACUGUAUCGGAAGCGAUGGUGUCAAAUAUAAGCAGCUCUUCAAAGGAGAAGGAAACGACGAUCUUCGGCAGGAUGCUGUGAUGGAACAAGUGUUUGAACUCUGUAACCAAGUUCUCAACCGGGAUCGACAGACACGGAAACGAGAGUUGAGCAUUCGAUCAUACAAAGUCAUCCCUUUGGCUGCACAAGCUGGUCUGCUUGAAUUUGUCGGAAAUACCCGGCCACUCCAAUUCCUAGUUCCUGCGCACGAAAAGUAUAAUAAAUCGGAUCUCACAGCAAGGGAGUGCUAUAAGCGAAUGUCCGAUCGAAGGGCCACGACAGAACGGGGCUCGGGUGGAGCUGUGCUCAAGUCCGCACUCGUGAAAGAGUUUACAGAAAUACGACAGCUAUUCCGGCCAGUAAUGAGACACUUCUUUACUGAAUGUCGCAAGGAGCCUCAGGCAUGGUUCGAGAUGCGCCUGAAGUACUCUCGUAGUGUCGCGGUUACGUCGAUUGUUGGGCAUAUUCUAGGUCUAGGAGAUCGGCACCUUUCGAAUAUUCUCAUUGACACAGUCACUGGAGAAGUUGUGCACAUCGAUCUUGGGAUUGCCUUUGAGCAGGGAAAAUUGCUUCCGAUCCCUGAACGAGUUCCAUUCCGUCUUACGGCGGAUAUUGUUGACGGGUUUGGAAUGUCUGGAACUGAUGGUGUCUUCCGUCGAUGUGCUGAGGAGACGCUCAGAGUGUUACGCGACGGGUCGAGCGUUAUCAAGACCGUGCUGGAAGUGUUCAAGCACGAUCCGCUCCAUUCUUGGACGAUGAGUGCUAUGAAAAUUCGCAAAGCUCAGGCUGGCCCAUCGAAUAAUAACGAAAGUGACCGACCUGGGUCUGGCAUCGGCAUCGAUUUAAACAGUGGAGUGGAGGACGAAUCUGCGGAUCGGGCUCUCAGCAGCGUCGCGAAGAAGCUUGAUAAGUCUUUGAGCGUGGAAUACACCGUCAACGAGCUCAUUGCUGAAGCGACGGACGUUACUAAUCUUGCACUGAUGUUUGUCGGAUGGAACCCUUAUUGCUGACCAAUAUAACUUCUCACAUAUUCAUACCUGUACUCCUUUCUAAUGCACGCUCAGACCAGUUUACAAUUGCUAUCGUUUUCAUGCUUUCAUUUGAAACUUUUUGCUUGCCUGAAACUAUCAUUGUUCACGCUCCUGUUCAUGUCUUCAUUCUGCAACUGUAACAAAAUAGCACAAGAAAGCACAACUCCAUCUCUCCCCUUUUUUAUUCUCCUUGGGACUCAUCUGGUAGUUUUCUCACUUUUUGGUAGUAAUCUAUAGAGGACGGAUAUGUGCAUAAAUUGACCAUUAAAUCCC
Messenger RNA from Fomitiporia mediterranea MF3/22, 9386 nucleotides. RefSeq lists its product as uncharacterized. Lineage: Eukaryota; Fungi; Basidiomycota; Agaricomycetes; Hymenochaetales; Hymenochaetaceae. Gene Ontology annotation, biological process: DNA repair. Gene Ontology annotation, molecular function: protein binding; protein serine/threonine kinase activity. Bases 12 to 9092 code for a protein of 3026 amino acids. The transcript is spliced from 11 exons. The record is from RefSeq and is a predicted model, not a curated record.